AUAAUGAAGAAGUUCAAAUAGUAAUAGCCAAAGUUUUAAACAAAGUUUUAGAUAAAAAUAAGGUUUCAAAAGUUUUAGAUAAAAUAUUCACCCCGAACAAUACUAAAAAAGAAUGCUAUCAGGAAAU
Messenger RNA from Racocetra fulgida, 127 nucleotides. The record is from the annotation of a GenBank genome assembly. Lineage: Eukaryota; Fungi; Glomeromycota; Glomeromycetes; Diversisporales; Gigasporaceae.